AUGCCAAAGCGUUUGUUCCUUGUCCUGUUGGUGGCCGUCCUGGGCAUCACCGAAGGACGAGAGGAUGAGCUGUGGUGUUACCGAUGUGAACAUGAACGCUCUCAUGUGAACUGUGAGAAGUUGCAGAAGUGUGCAGAAAGAGACUCCCAUUGCUUCACAACUGUGGCGCGUGGGGAGUCUGGCGAAGACCUGCUCUAUAAGGGAUGUUCUCCGCGGUGCGCCAAGUAUCCAGUCAUCGUGGCGUCCCCCCUGCCCAACUCGACGCAGUGCUGCCACACAUCAUUCUGCAACAGAAGCGGGGCCGCCAACAUGAAAAGUAGCCACGUGGCGGUGGGCGUGGGGAUCUUGGCCAGUGUCCUCUACAUUUUGCAGUCUUGA
Molecule: messenger RNA, 378 nt
Organism: Euleptes europaea (tarantolino)
Lineage: Eukaryota; Metazoa; Chordata; Lepidosauria; Squamata; Sphaerodactylidae
Product: lymphocyte antigen 6E-like
Exons: 3
Coding region: 1-378 (125 amino acids)
Molecular function (GO): acetylcholine receptor inhibitor activity
Source: RefSeq, a predicted model, not a curated record